Alosa sapidissima (American shad) is the source of this 1582-nucleotide messenger RNA. RefSeq names its product transmembrane protein 121-like. The transcript has a single exon. Bases 120 to 1319 code for a protein of 399 amino acids. NCBI's taxonomy places the organism in Eukaryota, Metazoa, Chordata, Actinopteri, Clupeiformes, Clupeidae. The record is from RefSeq and is a predicted model, not a curated record.
CUCAUUGAUCUUUCUUUUGUUUGCCUCUGGAUCACGGUGGUUUUCUCCCUCUUGUGUUAUCCCAUUGUCUCCCUCUGUUUGUCUUUCCCUCCUCCACCUCUGGUGGUCACUGCUCCACGAUGGCCCCCCCUCCGCCCGUGAACAAGCCCCACGUGUGCCUGUCCGCGGCGCUGAUCGUGUGCAGCAUGGCGCUGCUGGACGCCUACCUGGUGGAGCAGAGCGUGGGUCCGCGCAAAGUGGGCGUGUGCAUCAUGGUGCUGGUGGGCGACGCCUGCUUCCUGAUCGUGCUGCGCUAUGUGGCCGUGUGGGUGGGCGCCGAGGUUCGCUCGGCCCAGCGCGGCUACGCCAUGGUCCUCUGGUUCUUCUACGUCUUCGUGCUGGAGAUCAAGGUCUACUUUGUGUACCAGAACUACAAGGCCAAGGCAUCGUCCACCACUACAGGCGGACACACUCCGGGAGGGGACGGUAGUGGGAGUGUUGGCGGCGUGAGUGGUGGCGGUGCGGUCAUCCUGACGGACGCGCUGGGCCGCAAGUCGCUGACCCUCCUCCUGUCGGUCUGCGUCCCCAUCCUCUACAUCGUGCUGGCCGCCAUCGACCACAUGGAGUACGUGCGCCCGGUCCGCAAGCGCGAGGAGAUCCGCAGCCGGCUUUUCUGGGUGGUGGUGGACCUGCUGGACGUGCUGGACGUGCAGGCGAGCCUGUGGGAGCCCCAGCGACGAGGCCUGCCGCUCUGGGUGGAGGGCCUGACCUUCUUCUACUGCUACAUCCUGCUGCUGGUGCUGCCGUGCGUGUCGCUGAGCGAGAUCAGCAUGCAAGGGGUCAACAUCGCGCCGCACAAGAUGAUGCUCUACCCGAUCCUGAGCCUGGCGACCAUCAACGUCGUGACGCUGCUGAUCCGCGGCGGCAACCUGCUGCUGUACCGGGAGGCGCGCGUGUCCGGCGUCCUGGUGGGCAAGAACGUGGUGGCCAUUGUGCUCAAGGCCUGCAGCUUCGCGCAGUACCGAAAGAGCCUGCAGGGGCCAGCAGCGAGCGCCACCACCACCACGACGAUGGGGGUCAGUGUCGGCGGUGGCGGCAUUGGUAUGUCACCUGCGUUGACCGCCGAGCUGCACAAAAACAGCAUCAUAGUGACGCACACCUCCGGCGGACCCAACGCCUUGGGCGGGAGCACCAUGAGCGUGCCCGUGACUCUGAGCGUGCCCGUGAUGGUGCCGGUGGCGAGCAUGCCCGCUGUCCCACCGCAGGUGGUGAUCCAGGACUUGACCACUCUGCCAGAGGAGAGCGAGGGAGAGGGUGAGGGGGAGGGGGAGGACACGUGACGCAUUGCCCUGGACUUCCUCACGGGGGAGCAGUGACGUUAUCAAAUCAACACCCCGGGGAUGUAUGUCACAAGCCCCGUUGGAUAAUGCUGUGGCACACAGGAUUUAGCUGGGAAUUUUGGAAUAUGAUAUUCUACAAUACACUAAAACAGCUUUUAAAUGGGCCGUGUUCUGGGAUGCUUGAUAGGCUGCAACCCAGAAUGGACAUGAUGUUACCCCAAAAUGUGGAUUAUGGCAAAACGUGGAAAUGCAAAGCUGAUCCA